Messenger RNA from Lithohypha guttulata, 1659 nucleotides. RefSeq names its product inosine-5'-monophosphate dehydrogenase (gene IMD1). Gene Ontology annotation, cellular component: cytoplasm. The record is from RefSeq and is a predicted model, not a curated record. The coding region runs from base 1 to 1659 and encodes 552 amino acids. The transcript is spliced from 3 exons. Gene Ontology annotation, molecular function: IMP dehydrogenase activity. Gene Ontology annotation, biological process: GTP biosynthetic process. NCBI's taxonomy places the organism in Eukaryota, Fungi, Ascomycota, Eurotiomycetes, Chaetothyriales, Trichomeriaceae.
AUGCCUAUCCUUAAUGGCGACGCUGGCGGUUCAGCCGCUCCAUUACUUGGUGCUGGUCAACCUCCAAUGGACUACACCAAGGCUCUCGAGAUCCUUGAGCAGGACUACGAGGCCAAAGAUGGCCUCAGUGUCUAUGAUCUGCUGGACUCGAAGAAGCACGGUGCUCUAACUUACAAUGACUUCCUCGUUCUGCCGGGCUACAUUGGAUUUGCGGCAUCUGCUGUCACACUCGACUCUCCUGUAACGAAACGUAUCUCUUUGAAAACUCCGCUUUUGUCUUCACCUAUGGACACCGUGACCGAGGACAAGAUGGCUAUACAUAUGGCCCUACUUGGAGGUUUGGGUAUCAUCCAUCACAACUGCUCAGCCGAUGAGCAAGCAGAUAUGGUCAGGAAAGUCAAGAGAUACGAAAACGGGUUCAUCUCAGAUCCUGUCGUGCUUUCUCCAGAUACGACGGUUGGUGAAGCACAAGAGCUGAAGGAGCAAUGGGGUUUUGGCGGUUUCCCAGUCACAGAAACCGGCAAACUCAAAUCGAAACUGAUUGGUAUCAUCACAACUCGAGAUAUCCAGUUUCACCGGAACUCCGCCAGCAAAGUGACCGAGGUCAUGUCCUCCGACUUGGUCACUGCACCACAAGGCACAACUCUCGAGGAAGCCAACGAAGUCCUCAGAAAGUCGAAGAAAGGAAAGCUACCAAUUGUCGACGCUGAAGGCAAUCUAGUCUCCCUCCUUUCUCGAUCCGAUUUGAUGAAGAAUCUACAUUAUCCUCUAGCCUCGAAACUCCCUCACUCCAAACAGCUGAUUGCGGCGGCUGCAAUUGGAACAAGACCAGACGAUAAGAACAGAUUGCAAAAGUUGGUGGAUGCUGGCCUCGAUAUCGUUGUACUUGACAGCAGUCAAGGUAACAGUAUGUUCCAGAUCGAGAUGAUCAAAUUCAUAAAAGCCACAUAUCCUGCUAUCGAUGUUAUUGGCGGAAACGUUGUGACUCGAGAGCAGGCAGCAGCUCUGAUUGCUGCAGGUGUUGAUGGUUUGAGAAUUGGUAUGGGAAGCGGAAGCGCUUGCAUCACGCAGGAAGUCAUGGCGGUCGGACGACCACAGGCUACUGCUGUCUUCAACGUUUCCUCCUUUGCUGCCAAAUUCGGUGUACCAUGCAUUGCCGAUGGUGGUAUUCAAAACGUUGGCCACAUCGUGAAAGGCCUUGCGAUGGGUGCCUCCACCGUCAUGAUGGGUGGUCUGCUCGCAGGCACAACAGAAUCUCCUGGUGAAUACUUUGUCAGCAGUGAAGGCAAGCUCGUCAAAGCCUACCGAGGCAUGGGCUCAAUCGCUGCUAUGGAAGACAAACGAGCAGGUGGUGGCUCAGCCAAGAACGCAAAGGCUGCCAGCGCCGGUACUGCACGCUACUUCUCAGAAACUGCUAGUGUUCUUGUUGCACAAGGUGUAAGUGGUUCAGUGGCCGAUCGUGGUUCUGUUACGAAGUUCGUCCCAUACCUUCUCGCUGGUCUGCAGCACUCAUUGCAAGACAUGGGCGAGACCAGUUUGAAGAAUCUGAGACAGAAUGUUAGGCAAAGCAAGAUUCGCUUCGAGCUAAGAACUGUCAGUGCUAUGGCUGAAGGCAAUGUUCAUGGCCUGCACAGCUACGACAAGAAGCUCUACUCGUGA